CUGAAAUAUGGCACUGCCUACACAAUGUGUUUCUCUAAAUCAAAUCGAAAUACUUUCAUUGAUUUAGAAAAGGAUUACCGUCCCGUGUGUGUUUUCUCUUACCAACCACAACUUCACACUUCGACUUUUCCGUGUUAGACAAUAUUUGGUGGCCAUAGAGAGCCAUUGUUAUGACUAACAACUGAAGGGUAAUAUGUGAGUAAGGCAAUGCUACAGUAGCCUACCUCAUUUUCCAUAACAGAGGGACACCAGGAAGCUGUCUUGGAAUAACCACACUGGUUGUGGGACCUUAGACCAUUUCCCUAUUUAUUGACAGUUUAUCGAACUUUCUGCCACCUGAUGGCAAGUGAGGAUGACCGCUCCCUGCGGAACCGCAGGCCGUUUUCCAUACCCAGCUCUCCGGAGCAGGAUGGGAUGAUGAGUCCCAGGGAGAGACAUCCCAAUGGAGAGAUCAUGACUAAUGGUAAAAUGGAGGUGGAGCAGAUGAUCAGCCGGAAGCUUCAACUGAAACGAGCGGCAGAGCACCUGAAGUCGGACCUGAUGAAGCAGCUGGACUCUCAAGUGAAUGACUUUGUGGACGGCCUGAUUGAGGAGUCUGCCAGUCUGGAACCUGCUCAAGUGCUGCUCUCUGACAAAGAGAGCCAGAAACUCAGUAAGAAGUCUAGAACCCCAGGAAGUCCAGGCAAAGUGUAUGUGAGCCGCCGUUCGUUGCUUGAUGAACUCUUUGAAGUCAACCACAUCCGGACAAUAUACCACAUGUUCAUCGCCCUCCUCAUUCUCUUCAUCCUCAGCACACUAGUAGUGGACUUUAUCGACGAAGGCCGGUUAGUGUUGGACUUCAACCUGUUAGUCUUUGCCUUUGGGCAGCUCCCCCUGGUGGUGUGCACGUGGCUGUGCAUGUUUGUAUCUGUGCUUGUGGUGCCGUACUGCCUCCUCAACCUGUGGGCCAGCCGGUAUCGGACCUGCAGCCACCCGACCCUGUGCUCCGUCCUGGUGGGCUCCGUGUUCAUGCUCUACCAGGGGCUGGGGCUGGGCCUCGUGCCCACGUCAGUGGUGAUCAGCAGCGGCCUCCCGCCUGCCUCACGCUUCAUCAUCAUCGUGGAACAGGUGCGCCUGAUGAUGAAAGUCCACUCCUUCGCCAGGGAAAAUGUCCCCAGAGUCUUGUCCGUACAGAAAGACAAAACCAAUGGUCCGGUCAUACCUCAGCUAACACAGUAUCUGUAUUUCCUCUUUGCUCCCACACUUAUUUACAGAGAUCACUAUCCCAGAAAUCCAUACAUAAGAUGGAGUUAUGUUGCCACAAAGUUUGGUCAGGUGCUGGGAUGUCUGUUCUACGCGUACUACGUGUUUGUGCGGCUCUGCAUUCCGCAGUUCCGCAGCAUCAGCCUGCAGCUCUUUGACCUGAGGGCCAUGGUGCUCUGCGUCUUUAACUCCAUCCUCCCAGGUGCGCUGGUUCUCUUCCUGGCUUUCUUUGCUUUCCUGCACUGUUGGCUCAAUGCUUUUGCAGAGAUGUUGCGUUUUGGGGACCGAAUGUUCUACAAGGACUGGUGGAACUCAACAUCAUUUGCAAAUUACUACCGUACAUGGAAUGUGGUGGUACACGAUUGGCUCUACUAUUAUGUGUACAGGGAUUUUCUCUGGUUAACAGAGAAGCGUUUCCGGAGUGGAGCCAUGCUGUUCGUGUUCACUAUCUCUGCAGUGGUGCAUGAGUACAUCCUGGCUAUCUGCUUUGGCUUCUUCUACCCAGUCCUCUUCUGCCUCUUCAUGUGCUUCGGAAUGAUGUUCAACUUCAUCCUGCACGACCGAAGGAAAGGCCCCAUAUGGAACGUCAUCAUGUGGACGUCCCUCUUCUUGGGGCAGGGGGUCAUCAUCUGCCUUUACUCCCAAGAGUGGUAUGCCCAGCGAUACUGCCCCAUCGAUGAGCCCUCUUUCCUGGACCUGCUAAGGCCACGAUCCUGGACCUGUCACCUGACCAGUCCACAUGCAGAGCACUCUGGGGGAUCCUGAGCCAUUCUGAUCAGAACCUACACCAGCAAGUCAAAUAUCAUCAUGAAAACAAACAAAAAAUUAGCACAAGCUGACUGUUCUCUUUGACGUGCUCUGUGCUAAAUUCUUUCAUUUUCUGACUUUAUUUUUUUAUUGCACUAUGUCUUCUGUGGAUGUCUUCAGAAUCACAGUUAUGGUCAGCUAUACAUGGCUGCUCUUAUUCUGAACUGUCAUGCAUCAGAAUGCUCUUCUCAAGUGGGUUUUUUUCUGUCUGAUGUUAUUCAGUUUUUCUAAGCCUUCUCAGUUUUUUUCCAUCAAAAUGUAUACACAUUUGGUUAUACGACAGGGAGUUUGUUGAAGUCCUAGUAUGUUUUUCACAUGUAGUGGUUCAGGCUUAAUUUGCAUAUUGAGCUCUAUAAGAUACAAUCAGUGUUGAUAAUGCUGUUGAGCCUGAUUUUCUUUUGGUCUCUUUAUUAGAGCAAUAAUGCCAAUAUGACAAUGAUUUCACAUUCACUUUUCAUUGCAAAAGUGGAAUGUGUUGCUACCAGCAGCUGUUGCCGUAUGUGCCACUGUCAGUGUGUUGCUGUCACUGCUGGCACACCGUACUGUGUAUGACACUGUACUCACUACUUGUUUUCGAUUCUUGUGUAUCAUCUUAAGAGACAAAUGGGAAUCCAUCAGAAUGUCAUAAUCCAUAUAUCUAUGGCUGACCCCACAGGCAGAUUUAGUAACAGAGGAUAGUUUGAAGUAUGAAUCAGACUAAUCACUACAGCCUUUUCCAGAUUUCGUUAAAUGAUUAUUGUGGUGUUUUGUGGUUAACCAUCCAUUUUCUCAACACCAAGUUUAAAGUGACUGCUGAUACUCUCAAGUAUGGGCCCUUAUUUUUCCUACGGAGCCCUUGAUGUUUAAAAUGUAUUUGCAAUAACCUAUGCUGCCACAAGAUGGCGAUAGAGUAUUUCAUGGAAAAAGAUAAGAUACUGGACUUGAACUGUAGUUACUGUGUGGCCCUUUUGUGAUUACACAAAUGUAGUUCUUUCUUGAGACCACACUUUUGCUACAGCAUCUUACCUUUAUGUCUGAGAUAGGUCUAUCUGUUCAAUUCUCAAAUUGAGAAACGGUUGUGUCCUACCUCAAAAUACAAUCCCCAUUUGAUGUAAUGUACUGUAAAAAUUGUGAUGUAACCAUUUUAUAAAAUAUUUUAUGUAAAUUCUAUUUUUACAGGUAAAUGUCUUCACUUGACUAUAUGACCUAGAUAAGCAACCCUUAACUGAAACUGCUGUUAUAUGUAUCUAAAAUGUAGCCUAUUGUGUUAGCGUAGAAUAGGCUACACUAUGGUUAUGCAUAAGGACAUCAAAGUGAGGUAGCCUAUUUGUAGGCCUACUCAAUUUUUCCUGUUUAUCUUUUUUCUCUUAUUUAUUUUUUUUAUUUUCUUUUAUUUGUUUUAUUUUUCUUUUAUUUCUUUUUUUCUUUUUUGCACAAGUGAAUUCUCAACAAAUAGCCUAUGUCAGCAAUCAUGUAGGCCUAAUAUUGUCUGUCUUAUAUUCAGGGUUCAGCUUAAUAUAUUUAUGAAAAAUUACAUCUAUUUGUGUAGGUACUGAGAUGCUGCACCUAAUGCUUUGUUUACUGCUGGAAAUUGCUACUUCAUCUGUUUGUGCGGAGCACAUUGAGAUUAAGAUGGUAAAAUAUGAUAUUGUGUGGUGUAUUGAGGCUAAACAAUUUGAAUACUGCUUUGUUAUAUUCUUGCCUCUCAACUGUGUUGCUUUGGUGCAAUAAAACUGCCUAUUUAUCUUCAAAGAAAGCAUAUUCAAUUAUGUUGAAGGAUAUAGGCCUAGGCCAUUUUUGUCAGUUCAGUGAUACUCUUGAGAAUCCGUUGUUCUAUGUUUG
Sardina pilchardus (European sardine) is the source of this 3870-nucleotide messenger RNA. It is a transcript of the gene soat1, whose product is annotated as sterol O-acyltransferase 1. Gene Ontology annotation, molecular function: cholesterol O-acyltransferase activity; fatty-acyl-CoA binding; cholesterol binding. The record is from RefSeq and is a predicted model, not a curated record. Lineage: Eukaryota; Metazoa; Chordata; Actinopteri; Clupeiformes; Clupeidae. The transcript is spliced from 16 exons. Bases 340 to 2007 code for a protein of 555 amino acids. Gene Ontology annotation, biological process: cholesterol efflux; cholesterol metabolic process. Gene Ontology annotation, cellular component: endoplasmic reticulum membrane.